Molecule: messenger RNA, 915 nt
Organism: Debaryomyces tyrocola
Lineage: Eukaryota; Fungi; Ascomycota; Pichiomycetes; Serinales; Debaryomycetaceae
Source: the annotation of a GenBank genome assembly
AUGCAAUUUUCCACAUUAUUACAAUUAGCUAUGGCUACAGUUGCUGCAAAUGGUGCUGCAAUCAGUAUUAAUCCACUCGAUUCAGCAUUAUCGAGCCUCUCGACUCCAUCUGAUAUUCCAACAGGUGUCCCAACAGGUGUCCCAACAGGUGUUCCAUCUGGUAUCCCAACAGGUGUUCCAUCCGGCGCUCCAUGCAGUGAAUCCAGCGAUGCAAAACCAGCCAAGACUGGUGGCUUAUUUGGUGGUCUUUUCAAACGUAAUAAUAAUGAAGAAGGUCCACAAGCUCCAACAGGCGCCCCACCAAUUCCAUCUGGAGCUCCAUCAGGUGUUCCACCUAUCCCAUCUGGAGCUCCACCUAUCCCAUCUGGUGCUCCAUCAGGUGUCCCAUCAGGUGUUCAUCCAAUUCCUUCUGGUGUCCCAUCAGGUGUUCCUCCAAUUCCUUCUGGUGCUCCAUCAGGUAAUUCAUCAGUUAUCCCAUCAGGUGUUCCUCCAAUUCCUUCUGGUGUCCCAUCAGGUGUUCCUCCAAUUCCUUCUGGUGCUCCAUCAGGUAAUUCAUCAGUUAUCCCAUCAGGUGUUCCACCAAUUCCAUCUGGGGCUCCAUCAGGUGUUCCACCUAUCCCAUCUGGCGCACCAUCAGGUUUAAAUAAUAAUGAAAAGCGUGGUGAACAACAUGGAGCUCCAUCAGGUGUUCCACCUAUCCCAUCUGGUGUUCCAUCAGGUGUUCCACCUAUCCCAUCUGGUGUUCCAUCAGGUGUUCCACCUAUCCCAUCUGGUGUUCCAUCAGGUGUUCCACCAACUCCAUCCGGUGCUCCAUCAGGUGUUCCACCAAUUCCAUCAGGUGCUUCUGGCAAUAAUGAGACCCAAAAUAAUGGACAUCAUAAUGGAUGGAACAAACACCAAUCCACCAGAGUCUAG